GUGGGGAUCAGAGACUUAACUGGAUCCGGGCUCCAAUUUCAUGAUUGGACUCUCCCUGUAAAAUAGGUCAAGGGGCGGUCAGAUCAGCUGGAGCAGAUUGCGUUUCUACUGCUAGGGCCACGGUCCCUUUGCCGGAGACUUUACACCUCGCUCCUUCCAGGAUCCAAUCCAGUUCUCAGUGAAAUCAGUGCCAGUCUUUCAAUUCGCUUUCCCGGCGGUUGGAUCCUGUCGCUUCCGGGCGCCGAACAGGCGUGGGGUGAAAGCGGGUUAGCGCCAGCCCCUGAGUCCCGUGCCGGGGGCGCAGGGAGGAGCGUGCCGCUGACCAGGUGUCUCGCCCCGAUCUCUGCCUGUCCCCCCCCGGGCUCGCCGCCCCUCGCGGUGGCUUCGCCGUCUGCCUAGGGCAGGGCGGCUAGUAGGGGCUGCCCGUCCCCUCCGGCUGUGCCAAGCCGCAGAGGCCGGCCCCGCAUCCCCUUCCCGCGGGGCUCGGAGUUGGCGCCCGGAGGCGGCGGGGGCUGGCCCCGGACGCGGUGGGAGGAGGCUUCGAGUCCUAGGUUUUGCACCUGAGCGAGGCUGGCAGCAGCGGGCGCUCGCUCGCUCCCCGGCUCUCCGUGCCAGGCUUCCCUCCUCCGCGGGGAUCAGCGCAGCCUCUCGCCCGCUCUGCCUGUCGCACGGGGGCUGCGGCGGCGGCCAGCGCGCCCCGCUCCGCGGCCAGCCGGGCGCCGUCCUGCCCGCGCAGCUGCUCUCUGCCCCGGCGUCUCAGUUCAUGGCACAGCGGGGCGGCCCCAGCUGCAGGAGCCCGGCCGACGGCUCGGCGUCGGGCGGGAGACACAAGGAGAGAGAACUAUGAAGUCCUAAUAAUUUAAUCCUCCCAGACUUUGUAUCUAUCAGUUUUGAAGUGUUUGAGAUUGCUGCAGUGGCCACCAAAAAUCCAGCUGUGCUCCUCAUUAUUCCUACAUAGGACAGCAGAAAUUGCUCAGUUCAUCGCACAAAUCCAGUGAGAUCGCUUGCAGUAUAGGCUCCCCAGUUAUUUGAAGCAUGGCCUAAUGGAAAGGAAAUGUGCCAUUUGAGUGAGUGCUCUACUUGAGAAAUACAUGCUCAGUCAGUAAAAGGAACACAGCUUUUCAAGACCGGUUUAUGUGGAAAUCACUCCACACUCCAUUAUCUGGUUGAGUGAAACCAGAUUAAGAACUUCUGCCAUGGCAGCUCUUCUACUAGGAGCUUUGCUGCUUAUUGUUCAACCUCAUAUAGUGCCUUCCAGACCAGCUGUAAUUUCUAAGGCUGAGGCCACUUCUCAAUCUGUUGAGAAAGAGCUUUUAAAAAAAACAAUUCUCAAAAAUGACUUCAAAGGAAACAUUCAUUUUAAUGGAUCUUGCCAGCAGCUACCACAAACUAUCAUUAUUGGAGUAAGAAAAGGUGGAACAAGAGCCUUAUUAGAGAUGUUAAGUCUCCAUCCAGAUAUUGCAGCAGCAGAAAGUGAAGUUCAUUUCUUUGACUGGGAGGAUCAUUAUGGAAAUGGAUUGCACUGGUAUAUGAAUCAAAUGCCAUUCUCUUAUCCCCAUCAGAUCACAGUGGAGAAAACCCCAGCUUAUUUCACAUCACCCAAAGUGCCUGAAAGAGUUUAUAAUAUGAACCAGUCAAUGAGACUACUCCUUAUUUUAAGAGACCCAAGUGAGAGAGUACUAUCUGAUUAUACCCAAGUGUUCUAUAAUCAUGUACAAAAGCACAAGCCGUAUCCAUCCAUUGAAGAAUUCCUGAUUAAAGAUGGUGAACUCAACGUGGAAUACAAGGCAAUAAACAGAAGCUUAUAUUACUUUCACAUGCAAAACUGGUUGAAGUAUUUUCCUCUUGAUUGCAUUCACAUUGUAGAUGGGGAUAAACUAAUCAAAGAUCCUUUCCCAGAAAUAGAGAAGGUAGAGAGGUUUCUAAGGUUGUCACCUCAAAUAAAUGCUUCAAACUUUUACUUCAAUAAAACGAAAGGCUUCUAUUGCCUAAGGGAUAGUGGUAGGGAACGUUGUUUACAUGAGUCAAAAGGAAGAGCACACCCUCAUGUAGAUUCUCAUUUACUUGAUAAACUGCAUGAAUAUUUUCAUGAACCUAAUAGGAAAUUCUUUGAGCUUGUUGGCAGAACAUUUGACUGGCACUAAUUUGUGGUAAGUUAUUGAUAAGUUUCAGAGCCUAAGUUUCAGUGUACGCUUAGAAAUUAUAUUAAAAAGGGCAUUUAAGCUAUAAUUUAUUUGUAAAAUCCAUAAAUACUUCUGUACAGUAUUAGUUUCACAAUUGCCAUAUAAACUAGUUAUAUUUUUCUACUUGUUAAAUUUGAGGACAUUUUGUAUUGUUUUUCAUGGUUGUUACAUUGUGUAUUACGUCUCUAUAUGAAGGAACUAAAAUAUUUCAUUGCAGAAGAUGCUUUCUUGAGAUUGUGUUAUCUGUUUAAUAUUUAAGAAAUUCAUUUCAACGAAAUCCUUCAGAAUUAUCUGAAUCUUUGAAA
Messenger RNA from Dermochelys coriacea (leatherback sea turtle), 2488 nucleotides. It is a transcript of the gene HS3ST1, whose product is annotated as heparan sulfate-glucosamine 3-sulfotransferase 1. The coding region runs from base 1197 to 2144 and encodes 315 amino acids. The transcript has 3 exons. Lineage: Eukaryota; Metazoa; Chordata; Testudines; Dermochelyidae. The record is from RefSeq and is a predicted model, not a curated record. Gene Ontology annotation, molecular function: [heparan sulfate]-glucosamine 3-sulfotransferase activity.